GGAAUCGGUCGAAAAAAGGUUUCCGUCCUCUAGAGAACUGAAUCUUCAGGCAUUGAUUUGUGAUAUUGUGAAGAGUAUUCUUCUUUUCCUUCAACAUCGAACCUAAAGUAGAUUAGACCCGAAGCACCGAAAUUGGCCGUCAUAUUUUGGUACCUUGCCGGACAAAUAUCGGAGCACUUUGAAACAAAGUAAACACUGGGCCGCGUAGAGGCGGCAUAAAUAAUAACAUCACCGUACAUGGUCAUCAUUUCACUUUGUGUGAAUGACGGGAAUAAAUGUUGUUCCUACGAAAGAUUCAAAUCCACCGAAUUGCGUGAAAGGGACCGGUUCCAUGGCACUGUCCAUUCAACCGGAAAAAUCAUCUGUUGGCUGUAGAAAUUGUAAGUUUUUAAAAAUCAAUUAUAGUUACAUACUCAUAUUUUUUCUUGUAUUUCAAGGUUGCUCCUGGUCUGUCAAUCAGCAGAAUGGUUCGAACAAAAGUUUCCCCCUUUCGAGAGACCUGAGUCCCCGGGUUCGAUUUCAAUGGUACCGAAAAUGCCCUCGAAAUGCCAUGGUGAUGGAAUUUGUACGCUUUCUGUGUUCAUUGAGCAGAUCUGAAGCUUCAAUAAACAACGGUAGCUGCACCCUGUAUCGUAUACGCGAUGGGCCUUCCGGAUUCACUGCAUCUGACGGUGAAUCGGAAAAAAAUGCUCCACCAGAAAUGACUUGUCUGGGUCAGCGCUUUCCAAACAUUCUUUGAUGGUUUUGAUCAUAGCUAUUGAAACAACCAUGCGCCAGGUGAUUGGAGAACCCAUUGUCCAGGUGAAGAUAGAGCACCAUAUUCGCAUGAUCAUAACUUCACUUAAAAUCUGUUCUUUUGAGAAGAUUGUAUGGGAUUCAAAAAGAUUAACAUACAAAUCAGAUGGACACCAUAAAAUAAGAAAAAUAUUGUCGACUUGUAGUUUCGAUAGAAGUGAUUAAUAAAAUUGUAUAUGUUUUAAG
This is a messenger RNA of Uranotaenia lowii, 981 nucleotides long. RefSeq lists its product as uncharacterized. The record is from RefSeq and is a predicted model, not a curated record. Lineage: Eukaryota; Metazoa; Arthropoda; Insecta; Diptera; Culicidae. The coding region runs from base 263 to 739 and encodes 158 amino acids. The transcript is spliced from 3 exons.